Molecule: messenger RNA, 1508 nt
Organism: Lottia gigantea (owl limpet)
Lineage: Eukaryota; Metazoa; Mollusca; Gastropoda; Lottiidae
Exons: 8
Coding region: 78-1451 (457 amino acids)
Biological process (GO): fucose metabolic process; glycoside catabolic process
Cellular component (GO): lysosome
Molecular function (GO): alpha-L-fucosidase activity
Source: RefSeq, a predicted model, not a curated record
GAUACCAUAAUGGUUUUCUGGUAUUGUCUGGUAUUAUAAUAUAUAAAAAGUUGUUCCCUGUGAUUAAAAGUAUCAAAAUGAGGUGGUGUACCAUUGGCCUGGUGGUAUCAAUCAUUGUUAGUCAUGUAACAUGUGUUCGUUACGAGCCCAAUUGGGCUUCCAUUGACUCGAGACCUCUACCAGGAUGGUAUGAUGAUGUUAAAUUAGGUAUAUUUAUCCAUUGGGGAGUGUUUUCUGUUCCAAGUUAUUCACCUAAAUUAAUAGAAGAAUGGUUUUGGUGGUGGUGGAAAGGAAAAAAGUUACAACCCUAUAUAGACUAUAUGAAUCAGAACUACAAGCCUGGAUUUACAUACGCUGAUUUCGGACCUCAACUAACGGCAGAAUUCUUUGACGCCAAUCAUUGGGCCGAGGUCUUCAAAUCAUCCGGUGCAGAGUAUGUUGUAUUUACUGCCAAACAUCAUGAAGGAUACACCAACUGGCCUUCAAAAUAUUCUUUCAAUUGGAAUUCUAUGGCAGUUGGUCCUCAUAAAGAUAUAGUUGGUGAAUUAGCUGCGGCCAUCAAGAUGAACACAUCAUUACAUUUUGGACUGUAUCACUCUUUAUUUGAAUGGUUCAACCCACUUUACUUACAAGAUAAGGCGAACAACUUUACAACUUCUGACUUCGUUGAUCGAAAAACUUUACCAGAAUUAUACGAAUUAAUAAACACCUACCAACCUGAAGUUAUAUGGUCUGAUGGCGAUUGGGAGGCAAAUAGUUCUUACUGGAAAUCUACAGAAUUCUUAGCCUGGCUUUAUAAUGAUAGUCCAGUAAAAGAUACAGUAGUGACUAAUGAUAGAUGGGGUAAAGAUUCCACUUGUCAUCAUGGUGGAUAUUUAACUUGUCAAGAUUAUUAUCAGCCAGGUAAACUUCAGAAGAGAAAAUGGGAGAAUGCUAUGACAAUUGAUGGCCAUUCCUGGGGAUUUAGAAGAAAUGCUAAGUUAUCAGAUUAUCUAUCAAUACAUACACUCAUAUCUACUUUUGUAGAAACUGUAAGUUGUGGAGGGAAUAUGUUGAUGAAUGUUGGACCAACUAAAGAAGGCUUUAUUAAUCCGAUAUUUGAGGAAAGAUUUAAACAAUUUGGUGAAUGGAUGGAAGUCAACAGCGCAGCUAUCAGAGGUACCAGACCAUGGAAAGCACAGAAUGACACCAUUAACUCCAACGUUUGGUACACUAUGAAAGGAUCUGAUGUGUAUGCUAUAGUUUUGGAGUGGCCACAAGGUGAUACAUUAACUCUUGGUUCACCAAUACCAUCAACAAGUACCACAAUUAAUUUACUAGGUUAUCCUGAUCAGUUUCAAUAUACUACAAGACCUAGUGGUGGUAUUGAUAUCAAGAUUCCACCCAUUCCUGCAAAUAAAAUGCCAUGUCAGUGGGUGUGGUCAUUCCUACUGUCAGGUUUAACAAAUUAAUAUCUUAUGUAUUUUUGUUUAGAUUUUAUUUUGUAAAAUAACAUAGCAAGGCACUUU